UCAACUUGUUUUUGGUUUUUCGCAGCUUAAAUGUGAUUAACAUGGAUUUUAGUGAUGAUUUUUUCGACGUCUGGUCAGCUCAAUGGCUUGAUUAUGUUGAUUGUCCUGAAUCAAUUGACGAAUGGAUUGGUGUAUCAAAUUUAUCAUCACCAGAGCUACUACAGCAACCACAGUUAUCUUCACCUUCAUCGUCGUCUGUGUCUCCAAACAGUGUUGAAAAUUAUCCCAUCGAUAGUACAUUUCCAACCAGUUUCCCCAAGUCAAAUGGUUCUAAUGAAGGCUCGAGUGACGGAAUUAAGGAAUUUUCAGAUGCAAUUGAUGCUUAUUUUUCUUCUAAUUAUCAGAGUCAUGAUGUAAAUGAACCUGUACCAAUCAACAAUCCAAACUCGAUUGAAUAUUCAUCAACAUCUUUAACCUAUUACAAUUCAACAACACUUAACUCGUCGUAUAUAUCAAAUUUAUUCGGGCCAUUGGGUUCAAUUGAUAUAGGAAGCUUUUAUUCCAACUAUCAUGCUGGAAUGGUGCCUUCGAGUCACAGGCCGCUUUCACUGGCCAAAGACUGUUCAAAAGUGCAAGAACCUUGGAUUCCAAGUGUGGCAAAGAAAUUAUUGGCUUCUUAUUAUUCACCACUGAGUAUGAAAUCUGAAUUGCUUACAAAUCAAGUCAUGUUAGAUGCUUUUGAAUCUGUGGCGUUACAAGAAGCAGUUCAGGCAUUUAAGGAUAUAGCCUUUAUAAAUCCAUCUUGUGACUCUAAUCUGGCGGAGGCAAUAAAACAAGAUUUUUACUCGGACCCACGACCAAUCGAGCUCGUCUAUUCUUGUGAGAAGCUCAGGGCCUACAGAAAGUUAAACACCGAAGAUAAAAUUCAUCUAAUGGCCCGUGCUUUUUUUGACAUAAACCUGGUUAAGGCUAUAGUUACUUAUGAUGAAACAAUUGAUGGUUGGUAUAGUGCUGGUAGAAUCUGGCCAAGGACGUCCGUAUCAUGGGAUUCACCAAAUCUUGCAAAAGUGAUAAAUUUGAUAGAAACUUUUCCCGAUUUUGCACGAAAUGAUAUCAAUGUUGUUGCUUUACUCUAUUUGAUUGUCAUUUUCAAUCCAGAUUUGCCAAAAUUAAAGUUCCGUAAUGGCAUAAGACAAGAACAAUACAUUUACAUUUACUUGCUUAAACGAUACCUUGUCUCACUUUUUGGAUCCACUUGUGAAGCAUCGGAUUAUCAUUAUCGUUUAAUGGUUAAAAUUGAACAAGCCAUUAAAAUACCAGAAACCGUGUUUUUUGAACAAAUUGAACCAGGCAGUACAAAGGUGCUGAAAAACCGUGUGGUUAAACUUGUUCAGUAUAAAAGCAUCACCAUGGGAAACAUAGGCGAUUAAAGUAUCAAACGCAGUCUGAAAGACAGUAAAUUGACUUAUCAAUGACUUUCUUAUCUAGAAAACUAUGAAAUGAUUUUUCUGGGAAAAGUUAUAUGAUUCUGGUUGAGAUAUCAUCAACUCUUUAUACAGAGUAUCUUGUGGUAUCAGAUGCUUAAAAGCAAUUGUUGAAGUAAAUCUUUUCUGGUAAACAAUGGCAUUUAAUGUGAUGUAACCUGGAACGUCAACAUUGAAAUUGUUACCGAUGGGCUUCAUCAUGUGGUGGACCUGAAAAAAGGAAAAACUAAUUAUGGCAUUUGUUUAUUAAGCUUAACUUUUUUGAACGGUUUCAGUACCUCAACCAUAAAAGUUGAUCAGAGGACAAACGUCUUUUGGUCUUGAGCAAAGUAUUUCGACUUAUUUUCUCGAUUUCUUUAAAACUAAAUCAUCAUGAUAAAUCUGUAUUUCAAUGACUUACAAUUUUGUUCAAUAUCCCUUGAAAUAAGGAGCAAUUUCAACAAAUAUAUUUAA
This is a messenger RNA of Tetranychus urticae (two-spotted spider mite), 1877 nucleotides long. Lineage: Eukaryota; Metazoa; Arthropoda; Arachnida; Trombidiformes; Tetranychidae. The record is from RefSeq and is a predicted model, not a curated record.